Messenger RNA from Archocentrus centrarchus (flier cichlid), 3680 nucleotides. RefSeq names its product carnitine O-acetyltransferase a (gene crata). The record is from RefSeq and is a predicted model, not a curated record. Gene Ontology annotation, cellular component: peroxisome. NCBI's taxonomy places the organism in Eukaryota, Metazoa, Chordata, Actinopteri, Cichliformes, Cichlidae. Gene Ontology annotation, molecular function: carnitine O-acetyltransferase activity. Gene Ontology annotation, biological process: carnitine metabolic process, CoA-linked. The transcript is spliced from 14 exons. Bases 245 to 2152 code for a protein of 635 amino acids.
UGCGCACUAACAGCCACUCCUCCCACUUAUUUAAGGCAUCUGGGCUGUUUUCCAGCUGAGUAACUUUAGCAGAUAAAGCUCCGAGCAGCAGCUGCAGGCAGGCGCUGCAGUGAGGGCGCAGCACCGCCCGGCUCACGGAUAAAACAUUAAAAACUAAAGCUGAGUAAAGCCCUGCUGGCCGGACGCGCAUCUCGGCUGGACUUCUGCCUGUGUUUCGGUGGGCGUUUCUACCUCCGGCUGCAGAAUGUGGGGCAUUUGCAGCAGAUCUGCGGUGGGGACGAUGAAGCCCUGCAGUUUGGUGAAGGCCAGUUUCUUGGUCAAACCAGUAUCGGCCACUCGGGUCUCCGGCCGAUACCUGACCCACCAGAAGGGGCUGCCCUGCCUGCCCGUCCCCCCUCUGCAGCAGACCUGUGAGCGAUACCUCACCGCCCUGGAGCCCAUCGUGGAGGUGGACGAGCUGAAGCACACUAAAGGGCUGCUGGAGGAGUUUCAGCGAGCCGGGGGGCUCGGAGAGAGGCUGCAGAGGGGCCUGGAGAAGAGGGCGUCCAAAACUGAGAACUGGCUGUCACAGUGGUGGGUUCAGGUCGCUUAUCUCGACUAUCGGAUGCCCGUGAUCGUCCAUUCGAGUCCCGGGUUGGUUUUGCCUCACAUGAACUUCAGUGAUAAGAGAGGACAAAUAAGGUUUGCAGCCAAACUCAUAGCAGGUGUGUUGGACUUUAAGACCAUGAUUGAUAAUGAAACUCUUCCAGUCGAGUACCUGGGAGGGAAACCUCUCUGCAUGAAUCAGUACUACGAGGUCCUGUCGUCCUGCCGGAUCCCCGGCCUGAAGAGGGACUCGGUGGUGAACCACGCCAAGAGCUCGCGGCCCCCCAAACACAUCACCGUAGUGCACAACUUCCAGUUCUUCAUGCUAGACGUGUACAGCAGCGACGGGACUCCGCUGACUUCAGAUCAGCUCUGCGUGCAGCUGGAGAGGAUCUGCAACGUCUCAGCGGAGUCCAGCUUGGAGCCGGUCGGCAUCCUCACCACGCAGCACCGGGACUCGUGGGCCAAAGCUUACCUCAACCUCACCAAAGAUGAAACCAACAAAGAGUCGGUGUUGGCGAUCCAGAGGAGCAUCUUCACGCUGUGUCUAGAUGGAGCGAUGCCUCGGGUGUCUAGUGAGAUGUACCGCAGCUGUGCCGCCGUCCAGAUGCUGCAUGGAGGAGGCAGCCAGUGGAACAGCGGGAACCGCUGGUUCGACAAGACGCUGCAGUUUGUUGUUGGAGAGGACGGGACAUGUGGAGCAAACUACGAGCACGCUCCAGCUGAAGGCCCCCCCAUCGUGGCCCUGAUCGACCACGUUGUAGAGUACACGAGGAAGCCGGAGAUGGUGCGGUCUCCCAUGGUGCCUUUACCCAUGCCACAGAAACUACACUUCUCCAUCACACCUGAGAUCAGGAAGGACAUCGAGGAGGCCAAGAGCAGCAUGAACACACUGGCCCAGGAUUUGGACAUGAGGGUGAUGGUUUUUGACCACUUUGGUAAAAACGUCCCAAAAGCCCACAAGAUGAGUCCCGACGCCUUCAUCCAGAUGGCACUGCAGCUGGCCUACUACAGGAUGUACCAGCACUGCUGUGCCACAUAUGAAAGCGCCUCGCUGCGGAUGUUCAGGCUCGGCCGCACAGAUACGAUCCGAUCCGCCUCGCGUGCCUCGGCCGCCUUCGUCAGAGCCUUCGACGACUCCAGCAAACAGAACUCAGAAAAAGUGGAUCUAAUGGAGAAAGCUGUAAAAGCUCACAGGUCGUACACGAACGUGGCGAUCAGCGGCCAGGCCAUAGACCGACACCUGCUGGGCCUGAAGAUGCAGGCCGUGGAGGAGAAGCUCCCCGUCCCCGACGUCUUCAAAGACGCCGCCUACGCUAAAGCCUUACACUACCGCCUGUCUACCAGCCAGGUCCCGUCCAAGACCGACUGCGUCAUGUGCUUCGGCCCGGUCGUGCCAAACGGGUACGGCGUGUGCUACAACCCCAUGAACGACCACAUCAACUUCGCUGUGUCGGCUUUCAACAGCUGCAAAGAAACAAACGCGGCACAGCUGGCGCGGGCCGUGGCGGACGCGCUGCUGGACAUGAGGACGCUGCUGGAGCGAACGCCGAGAGCCAAACUGUGAGAACGUUCCUGUAGAUGGAGGGAACGAUCGUGCACUUUAAAUGAGACUGAAUCACGGGAGCUGCCGGUCCUCCCAUCACACGUAGACCUUCAAAUGAUGUCACUGAGAAAUCACAGCAGGGAAAUUUAAAUGUUUGUAAAAUAUCCAGUUAGAACCAUCAAUCACAUGAUCACCUGAUCAGACCCAAAACCACCAAACGUGUGAUCACUUUGACAAAAUUAGAAAGCUUUGGGUUGUUGGUCCAACAAAAACAUUUCUGAUUAAAACAUUAAUGAUGAGAAUAAUCGGCAGGUCGUUUCCUAAUGAGAAUAUUUAUCUGCAGCCAGCAGCCUGGUUUUAAUUGUGUGCCUUAGACCUCAGUUAUGUUUUAUUAAAAGCUGCUCUGAGUGAUGUUUGUUUGCUUUUUAGUCUUUGAAACUAUAAAAAUAGAGCAAAAAUAAUACUUGGAUUAAUUUAUAAUUUAAAUCAUGGCCAAUGAGGUUUGGACUGAGCCCGUCAGAGGAGAUCAGUCAGAGUUCCAGUUGGCCUUCAAAAUAAAAGUAUACGAUUUUUAACUGGUCUCAGUGGCACUGAAAGCCCAAAUCAUUCAAAUACAAUCAAACACUACAUAAAGUUGCAUUAAUCUGAUUGUCUCACCCUUCUGAGAGUAAUUAGAGGUGGUGGCUGUUGGGAAAUCUCCUGUAGGGAGCACUAUUCAGGCUGCUUUAGCCUGCUGCAAGCCGCUUUGCAACCCUGCCUCACCCUGGCUGGAGCUUCAAGUUCUCGUAACUCGAGUUUCGUGAUUCUUGUGCUGCAGCCAACCGGCCAUCGGUUUGCUGAAGUGCACCAAUGACAAAUGUGUGAACCCGUUUCUGGACCAGAGGUCACCACAAUCAAAGUUCACAAAUGGCCUUAAAUGGGUUUAAGAGUUUUUAUAUUUUAAUGUAAUGUUUGUUGUUCUGCAUCGUUUUAAAGAUCAUCACGAGAACUAAAGCAGGCGGUGCUUUCACAUUUGACUGACAGACGUCUGUUGGCCAGUUUUAAUGAUGGAUUCAAUUAUUGUGAAUGUAGAAAAUAAGAAUUUAAAUUUGAUUAAAUUAAUUUUCAAAACACUUCUUUCUUUUUGCGUAUAUAAACUUUAUUCUUACCAUAUCUCUCUCUCUCUCACACACACACACACACCCACACAUCCUGAGUGAUGCUUUCCUUUCUCAGGAGUUUCUUAGUCUGGUGUAAAUGAAAUAAAACACAUGAGGUCAUUAUCCACAGAUUUUCCCCUCACUGUCACUCAUAAAUGACUGAAGUGUGUGUGUGUGUGUGUAAAUAUAAACAACACUGUACAUUAAAGGGCUGCCUGUUGUGUUUCCAUCUCAUUUCACUCUACAGCUAACAGGACAGGUAUGGAGGCCAAACCAUGACGACAAUAAACAAGCACCACAUUAAAUGCUUGAAAACAGCAUUUUCUACAUUUCACUGUAUCAGCCUUAGUUCUGUAUUUCUACAUUUAUUGUGUAUUUCUGUGGUGUAAUCUGAGUCAGGACUUUGUACA